Molecule: messenger RNA, 357 nt
Organism: Fusarium odoratissimum NRRL 54006
Lineage: Eukaryota; Fungi; Ascomycota; Sordariomycetes; Hypocreales; Nectriaceae
Exons: 2
Coding region: 1-357 (118 amino acids)
Source: RefSeq, a predicted model, not a curated record
AUGCAGCUUUUGUGCAGGACGAGGAGUGCAAGGCCCACAAAUCGAGCAUACCCUACGCCAGUGCCCACGUGGUGGGAAGCAGGUUCUCAGCUCAGAGUUAGCAGAGGGAAUCUACGAAGAAGGCUUCCGUGCUCGCGGAGGCUGCCGGAGAUGUGCUCUGCCUCGGGAAGUCUGUCAGGCAUGGGAACAAGAUACAUUUGGGGAGUGGUGUUUUCAUCCGAGAGUCCGUUGCCAGUACGGAAGCCAAGCUUACGAUACUGCCAUUGGAUUCUUCUUCUGCAAGAGCUCUCGUUACCGUAUAGAGCUUAUGGAGAAUGCAGCUGGCUUGGUGGCAGGCAACGAAGCACCAGGGCCUGA